GGUGGCACAUUGUGUGUACCAGUAAAACAACAAGCCUUGGAUGAUUGGGUCCAUUGAAGGAAUGGAAAUAGCAGAGAGAAAGGAUUCCAACAAAGGAGCACAAUGUGCAUGAAAAAAAUUGAGUUUGGUAAACAUUUUGACUUAAGGGCUUAAAGCUCCAGCUGUAAUCAAAGAAAGAUAGAUGCCAAUGGGUAAAUGAAAAAAUCACCAGGUGUAUAUUGAUAAGGGCAUAUUAUUCUCUUGAAACAGUUAAAUGCCACCACCAGAUGGGACAGUAGCAGAAAUGGUCGGGAAAUAGUUUCUGGUUCAUCUACCUUGUUAAAGGUCUUCUCUUGUAGAAAGAUCAAUGAAGCAGCUAAUUGUCUGACUGUUAUUGCUCCAUUAAACCCAAUUAGAAAGACAGAAAAAAUAACACACUUGAAGAGAAAAAAAUAAUCUGUUGGUAUGAACCACUGUGAAAACAGAUUUUGUCAUGUGUAACAUUUAAUUUUAUUUAUUUUAAAUUCAUAUUUUCUGCAUUCUUAACACAAUGAUACAUACAAAUUCAAAUAAAUAAAAGGGAAUGUGUUCAUAUUUAUUUGUUUUUGUUAAAAAAUAUUACAUUUUAAAACUCGUACAUGCUUCUAACAGUAUUUUUUAUUUAUUUAUUUUUUUGACAAACCUGAAAAUGCCAGAUAUUUCAAUGUGCAUGAAACCCCUGACCUGUAGGUGUCGCUACAACAUGAUCAAGGCACUUCUUCCUCUGCCACGUCGCCUCUGUGGGAUCCUCGUCUGCACACGUUGGUUGUUUUCAAUAUCAAUGGCGGAAGUCGCCUUAACCUGUUUGUCUGAGUUUGCUAAUCAAAGAAAUUGAUCUGUAAACCUCCGUCAUGGAGUGGUCACCUUUGGACUGCCUGUUACCCUCUGGCACACAGAAAAUCUGCCUGAUCCUUCUGAACCAGCCUCUGGAUAAAAACUACCUUCAUAUUCUCUGGAGUAAAGCACUUUUGAAAGCAUGUGCUGAUGGAGCUGCCAAUCAUUUGUAUGAAAUAACUGCUGGAUGUCACGACAGCUUCCUGCCUGACUAUAUCAGCGGGGAUUUUGAUUCCAUUACUGCUGAGGUCAAGGCUUUUUAUGCAGACAAGGGUUGCAAGCUAAUAGAAACAGCAGACCAAGAUCUGACAGACUUCACCAAAUGUCUUGCAGUUAUGCUGGAGAAGAUUCAGAAGCAACAGUUACAGGGCAGCCACAGACUGGCAGUGAACACCGGUCUUGAAGGAGACUGGUGUGGCCUCAUUCCGGUGGGUGGUCCCUGCCAAACAGUCACCACGGGGCUCAAAUGGAACCUGAAUGACCAGAUCCUGAAAUUUGGGAGCCUGGUCAGCACAUCCAACUCCUUUGAGCUGACUGACCCAGGCAAGCCCAGGAAACCUGUCACUGUGACCACAGAUCAGCCUUUACUCUGGACCAUGGGCAUCCUCAAAAGUGGAGGAGGAUUUUGAACACACCCUGCUCAAUUAUGACAGAAAAAUAAAAAAAUAAAUUAAACACUCAGGUUACAGUGACCAAUUUUCACAGUUUGAGCCAAAAUUCUUUGCAAUUUUUAGAAAUGACUUUUGCUGCCUUAAAUGUAGUUAUGCUUUGCCUUGUAGCUGCCUGUGUGCCUUAGGUAUCCACACACUUUUUUUCUAAUAUGAUUUAAAGAAAUUGUAUAAGCUUCAUUUUUUUGUUAAUAAAGAAUAAACAAACCAGA
Molecule: messenger RNA, 1732 nt
Organism: Oryzias melastigma (Indian medaka)
Lineage: Eukaryota; Metazoa; Chordata; Actinopteri; Beloniformes; Adrianichthyidae
Gene: tpk1
Product: thiamin pyrophosphokinase 1
Exons: 8
Coding region: 870-1481 (203 amino acids)
Biological process (GO): thiamine metabolic process; thiamine diphosphate biosynthetic process
Molecular function (GO): ATP binding; thiamine binding; thiamine diphosphokinase activity
Source: RefSeq, a predicted model, not a curated record